GCACAGGAGCAGGAGUUACGAGCCAUGUCCCUGUGAGAUCUCCAGAAUUACGAGCAAAUGCCUGGAGAAGUCCAGUUGCACAGAGCAGCGCGGCAGCUCUCGUGAACCGCGGCCAUCGACGCGUCUCAGACUUGCUCCUCUGGCCCCCAGCGCUCUGCCAGCAUUUCCUACCCCACGAAUGGCUACUCAGAGGAAGCACUUGGUGAAAGAUUUCAAUCCUCAUAUCACCUGCUAUAUCUGUAAAGGCUAUCUCAUCAAGCCAACUACAGUAACUGAGUGCCUCCAUACCUUUUGUAAGACUUGUAUUGUUCAACACUUUGAAGAUAGCAAUGACUGUCCCAGGUGUGGCAACCAAGUGCAUGAGACCAAUCCACUAGAAAUGUUAAGGCUGGAUAACACCUUAGAGGAAAUUAUAUUUAAGCUGGUGCCUGGACUUCGAGAACAGGAACUGCAGCGAGAGAUCGAAUUUUGGAAGAAAAACAAACCUCAAGAAAAUGGACAAGAUGAAAGCCCAAAAGCUGAUAAACCCAAAGUGGAUGAGGAGUGUGAUGAAAAUGAAGAAGAUAAAGACUAUCACAGGAGUGACCCACAGAUUGCUAUUUGCCUCGACUGUUUACGGAACAACGGGCAAUCAGGAGAUAAUGUAGUCAAAGGUUUAAUGAAGAAAUUUAUCCGCUGCUCUACUCGAGUGACCGUGGGAACUAUCAAAAAGUUUCUCAGCUUAAAAUUAAAACUUCCAAGUUCUUAUGAGCUGGAUGUACUAUGCAAUGGAGAAAUCAUGGGGAAGGAUCAUACUAUGGAAUUCAUCUAUAUGACGAGAUGGAGACUAAGAGGCGAAAACUUUCGGUGUCAGAACUGCUCAUCUUCGCAAGUCUGCUCACAGGAUGGCACUUUUUAUCAGUCUUACCCUAUGGUACUUCAGUAUCGACCUAGAAUUGACUUCGGUUAGACCAAAGGUCCAGAUCCCACUGAGAUGAAUCCUGCACUAUUUGUUUACCCAUCGACAGAUUGCACAAUGAAUGGAUGUGCCUGGAUUAGGGGGACACAACCAGAAUUUCAGCAUGCAAAUAAGGACAUUGUCUUUCUUAAAAUUGUCAGUUGCAUCUCUGUUGUUUCUAUUAGAGCAAGCCAAGUGCCAUUCUGCUACUGAAAUGUGCAUAAGAUAUUUGUGUAUCUUAGGAGUGUGCUGCAAAUCAUAGCCAAAAUCAUGACGUGUACAGUCAAGAGUCAAAAACUAUGGAAUAUUUUUGCUUGCGUGUUAGAAAUUUUUUCUGGUCCUAAUAUUGAUUACACUAGCAAAAUGGCAGAGUGCUCAUUCCAUGUGGUGUUGCAGUUUCACACACUUACUAUUUUACUGAAUAUUGUUGUUUAAAUCAUAGAGUACUGUACAAAUAACUAAGGAUUAUACCUUGAAAAUAUUUUGUAUAGAAAAUCUAUUUAGAAAAGUGGUGAUUGGGCCACUACCUUUUUCUUGAUAAGCUUCUCAUGGGUCCAGGUAUAGCUCACUCAUGAGUGUGCAACAGUCCUUUUUCAGUGAAUGAAGACUAAUUACCUUUAACAAGAGAUGUAGAACAUGGUAAUUCAAAACAGUAAUUUUAAAUCUUCUAAAUAGAUUCUGCUAGUAUUGCUUAAAAGCAUUGCAGCCUUUGUGAUUGCACUUUUCUAUGGUUUCCCUAAAGAUUGGAAUUUGGGAUACUGGCUAUUUUUGGAAAAUGGCUUCUGGUCAGAUUACAUUUCUUCUGAUAAAGCCUCCAUAAAAAGGAAGUUAAAAAUAAAGUAAGUCUCUAUGGAACAAAUAAAUUUCACUGUAAGAUUCCAACCAAGGCGAAAUUUUACAUAAUUACUGCCUUUCAUAGUAAGAAUUUCCUUUUAGGAUUGGUUGGAGGUAUGUAAUAUGCUAAAACAAAAAUAAUAUAUAGCUUUAAUUACUUUAUGUAUCUCUUGUGAUGAUCUGGAGUUUAGAAUUCAUUACAGAAAUUUUCAUUCAUAUUUCCAUAAAAUUAGAGGUCAUGCAAUACUGAAGAUAAGCAGUCUGACCAAAAUACCACCUGAGACCUGGUGGUGCUGGAUAAAAAGAGAUUGUUCCUUAGGUAUUGCAAGUGUAAUGGUUCUAGUAUAGAAUGUUUAUUGAGGUUUCUGGUAAUGUUGCAGGGAGCAUAGUAACGCAUCUGUUUUCUGUAGUCUUCCGUUGUCUUUGCUCUGCUUAAAAAUCAGUUGAGUUUUUCACUUCAAACUCUGUGGAGAUACUUGUAGU
Molecule: messenger RNA, 2254 nt
Organism: Gavia stellata (red-throated loon)
Lineage: Eukaryota; Metazoa; Chordata; Aves; Gaviiformes; Gaviidae
Gene: PCGF5
Product: polycomb group ring finger 5
Exons: 9
Coding region: 179-949 (256 amino acids)
Biological process (GO): regulation of transcription by RNA polymerase II
Cellular component (GO): PRC1 complex
Source: RefSeq, a predicted model, not a curated record